UGUUCCUACACUAGCUACACUCAAAAGGGACUCGACGAACAGCGUGAAGCGUGUGAUGAACAUGAUUUGAUGCGUUUUAUAUCCUAAAUUGUUUCAAGUGACUAACUUUUCUGUUUUCGAAGUAUUAUAUUUGAUUUUAAUUUUAAAAAUAUCUGAUUUUUUCCUGGUUAAAUUAAAUUCGAGAAUUGAUACUUAAAGAAGGAGAAAAAGAAAAACGUAUCGCCACGUGUAGGUUAGAUUUGCACUGUACAUAUACAGUAUAUCUUAUUGAGAACAAAUAUUUGUUAAAAUAUUAUAAAAUGUAUCUCAUGUAUUACUUGGAUGACAAAGGAAAUCGGGUGUACACUUUACAGAAAGUAGAUCCUAAUGGAAAGCCUACCUUGUCUGCACAUCCAGCACGGUUUUCUGUAGAAGACAAAUAUUCAAGAGAAAGAAUUACUAUGAAGAGAAGAUUUGGUCUUCUUUUGACGCAGCAACCACAACCUAAAUAUUAAUGUUCAAUAUAAAAUUUGUUGAAAAAUGAGGUGGUUCAACUUUUACACCCACAACUUCCUUUAGUGAUAACCAGGAAAAAUCUGUACAUAAAAUUAUUACAGUUUACACCAUGGAACUGCAUCUAACAUCAUUAUUGCAAUCUGAUAACAAGAAAUUAUUUCUAUCAAAAACUUAUUAAUAAAACUUAUUAAUAUACUUAAAUAUCAUUUAAUUAUUUCAUAUAUUGUCUUGUUCUGUUAAUAGUAAAUAACACAUUUCUUACGUAUUAAUUUUCGUUUUCACGUAUCAAUGCCGACACAUAUUUAUCUGUACAAAUUUCAUUUACAAUUUAUUAUCUCUGUACGUUAUAAAAAAUAAAAAUUGUAUACAAUAU
Messenger RNA from Monomorium pharaonis (pharaoh ant), 868 nucleotides. RefSeq names its product H/ACA ribonucleoprotein complex subunit 3 (gene Nop10). Gene Ontology annotation, biological process: snRNA pseudouridine synthesis; positive regulation of telomerase RNA localization to Cajal body; rRNA pseudouridine synthesis. Lineage: Eukaryota; Metazoa; Arthropoda; Insecta; Hymenoptera; Formicidae. Gene Ontology annotation, cellular component: box H/ACA telomerase RNP complex; box H/ACA snoRNP complex. The transcript is spliced from 4 exons. The coding region runs from base 300 to 494 and encodes 64 amino acids. The record is from RefSeq and is a predicted model, not a curated record. Gene Ontology annotation, molecular function: box H/ACA snoRNA binding; telomerase RNA binding.